AUGCUGGCCAAAUCAUUGCGGGCUGAAAUCUUUCUACUCGAGUACUCGCAGCGCUCAGUAUGGCGUAGAGCUCUGUGCCAUGGCGAGGAAAUCGCCGCAGAAAAGGCGGCGGCCGCCAAGCGACCAGACGCUGACAGCGCUCGACGGCAGACCUUUGCGGAAGCUGCCAGGAGCGCUCCCGUGGGUGCUGGCAGAGGAGCAGCCGCUGCUGCGCCAAGAGCCAGCUACGAGGAAGUGAAUCCCGAGUUCUCAGGCGACAACAGCGCGCGGCAGAGCGACAAGAGCCGACUGGUUCUCCCAGUUCUACAAGCUCAAGAGAAGGGCUUGCCAACUUGCGCAGUGGCUUGUGCCUGA
Molecule: messenger RNA, 354 nt
Organism: Effrenium voratum
Lineage: Eukaryota; Dinophyceae; Suessiales; Symbiodiniaceae
Source: the annotation of a GenBank genome assembly